GAGAGAGAGAGAGAAAGAGAGCGAGAGAGAGGGGGGAUUCACUCAACAGGAGUUUCUGUAGUCCAAGUUGUCCAAGGCUACUCUAACUUGCUGUUCCGCUGUGGGCCAGGUGUACGCUUGGACUUCACAGAGAGAAAUGUCCCAAUAGAGACUAUUGAAUAGACUACACUCCGCUUGGAUUACGUGCACGCUGCCGUCUGUCGGGAGAACGUUCCGUUCCGUUCCACCCGUUCCAGGUAACGCGCUAUCCCGGGCGCUCAUGGUCCCCGGGCCUGCGGUGACAUGUACCAGGGACUAGGCAUGGCGACCAACCACGGACACCCGCCAUACGAGGCCAGCUUUCUGCACACCCCCACGGCCUCCCCUCCCGUGUACGUGCCGCCCUCCCGCGUGCCCCCCGUGAUCCCGGCACUCCCGUACCUGCAGACUCACGGCGCUGCGCAGCCGAGCAGCCCGGUACCGAAUCACUCGGCCUGGGCGCAGGUGGGUCCGGAGACCGGGUCCUCUUACAGCACUGCCAGCGUGCACCACUCCCCGGUGUCACCGCGGUUCACCUUCUCCGCGAGCUCGCCGUUAACCUCCGGGGUCGCCACGGCGCGGGAAACCACCACCUACACGAGCCCCCUGAACAUAUCCGCCAACGGGAGAGAGUCGUAUGGGGCGCGAGGUCUUAACGGCUCCUACCCGGGCCCUUACCCGGCCUACGUGAGUCCGAGCAUGGGGUGCACUUGGCCGGCUCCUCCGUUCGAGAGCUCCGUACUGCACAGCCUCCAGCCAGGGGCGUCCGGUAACACUCCGCGGCAUCCAAACCUAGAUGUGUUUGAUGACUUUGUGGAGGGGCGUGAGUGUGUGAACUGUGGGGCCAUGUCCACUCCCCUGUGGAGGAGGGACGGCACUGGACACUACCUGUGCAACGCCUGCGGUCUCUACCACAAGAUGAACGGCAUCAACCGCCCCUUAAUCAAGCCACAGAGACGCCUGAGUGCCUCCAGGCGUGUGGGUCUGUCCUGCACUAACUGCCACACCAGCACCACCACACUGUGGAGACGCAACGCUGAGGGGGAACCCGUCUGCAACGCCUGUGGCCUCUAUAUGAAGCUGCACGGGGUGCCGCGCCCGCUGGCCAUGAAGAAAGACGGAAUCCAGACGCGCAAACGCAAACCCAAGACCCUCAGCAAGCCUGGAGUCCCAGCCUUGGAUAGCCACGCCCCCUCCAGCACUCCCAGUUCCAGGAGCAAUGUAGACGAGCCUCGACCAAUCAAAACAGAGCCCGACACACACACACUCUACACACACCAUCACCUGCACACACAGGUGUACCUGGGCUCUCCCGCCGCCACUCUGAAGCAUCCCACCCCAGCAGGCUCCAAGAGCGACCCCUGGAACAGCCUCAUACUGGCCUGAGAGCACACACACACACACACACACACACACACACACACACACACACACACACACACACACACAAACACAUACCGACCCCUGAAACAGCCUCAUACUGGCCUGAGAACACACACACACACACACACACACACACACACACACACACCGAGCCCUGGAACAGCCUCAUACUGGCCUGAGAACACACACACACACACACACACACACACACACACACACCGAGCCCUGGAACAGCCUCAUACUGGCCUGAGAACACACACACACACACACACACACACACACACACACACACACUACCACUCCAACACCAGACUGUUCUUCACACUCCACUCUAAACACAAACAGGCUCUGCAGAACACACACACACACACACACACACACACACACACACACACACACACAUACCAAGCCCUGUAACAGCCUCAUGCUGGCCUGAGAACACACACACACACACACACACACACACAUGCCACAGAACAACAGAGAACAACAGAGACUACAGAACAAUACAUGCCGUUGAACAGCUAACAGUGGACACACACUGAUAACAGUGGAGACACACAUACAGCUAACAGUGGACAUUGAAAACUUGACUCCUACUGAAACCACACACACACACACACACACACACACACACACACAC
Sardina pilchardus (European sardine) is the source of this 2044-nucleotide messenger RNA. RefSeq names its product GATA binding protein 4 (gene gata4). Gene Ontology annotation, cellular component: nucleus. Gene Ontology annotation, biological process: positive regulation of transcription by RNA polymerase II; negative regulation of transcription by RNA polymerase II; cell fate commitment. Gene Ontology annotation, molecular function: DNA-binding transcription factor activity, RNA polymerase II-specific; RNA polymerase II cis-regulatory region sequence-specific DNA binding; zinc ion binding. The record is from RefSeq and is a predicted model, not a curated record. Lineage: Eukaryota; Metazoa; Chordata; Actinopteri; Clupeiformes; Clupeidae. The coding region runs from base 283 to 1404 and encodes 373 amino acids. The transcript has 6 exons.